UCAUGGUAUAUAGUGAUCUGUGGUCACCCUUCUAAGUUCUAGUCCUCCUAAUUCCUGUCUUCACUAAUUCCUUACGUAAUUAAAAAUAAAUAACAUGGGAAACCAAGUUUUCGCCGAAGCAGUUCCAUCCAAAAUCCAUGAAGUCAAUGGAAACCCUCCUCCUGAAUGCCCCAUGCACAACAAAGGGGCUACACAGCAAAGUGAUAACAAGGCACCCUCAGAAUGCCCUGUUCAGCAGGACAGUAACAUAAAUCCAUAUAACAUGAUGCCACCAGCAAAUCAACAACCUGCUCCUGACCAGCCAUUCACUCUGCCGACAAAUCGUCAAGUGUCCUCUAUACCUAGAGCUAUGCCCGAUGGCUCUACAGAGUUCUGGGUGUACCCCAGCCAGCAAAUGUUCUGGAAUGCCAUGCUCCGUAAAGGUUGGAGGUGGAAGGAUGAGGAUAUCGAACAGAAAGAUAUGGAGGACAUAAUAAAAAUACACAAUGCCAAUAAUGAACAAGCUUGGCAAGAAGUUUUGAAAUGGGAGGCACUACAUGCCAAAGAGUGUGGUCACCCUAGGUUGAAGAGUUUUGGAGGAAAAGCCACCCAAUAUAGUCCAAGAGCAAGGAUUCGCGCUUUACUAGGAUACGAGCUACCCUUCGACCGCCAUGACUGGAUUGUGGAUAGGUGUGGUAAAGAUGUGCGCUAUGUCAUUGAUUAUUAUGAUGGAGGCGAGGUUGACAACAAGUUCCAAUUUGCUCUACUGGACGUCAGACCAGCUAUGGAUUCAUUUGAAAAUGUCUGGGAUAGAAUGAAAGUAUUUUAUAUGAGAUACAAAUAUGAGAUUAUGGAUGACAAAAAGGAUAACAAAUUGACAAAUUAGAAAUUUACCCUCAGAUACAUAAAACUGCUUAAAAUUUAAGGUCACAUUAAAUGUUGACAUUUUCACCAUCUCGCCAACCUAAUAUUCAAAGGGACCUUAAAUAUUAAGUACUGCCAGUAAUAAUCUCUAUUGUCUCCAUAGUGUAAUAGAUUUUAGUGCAAAGCUAAGUUCUACUAUUAGAAAGAAUAGUCAAGAAACAAUUAUUGUUCCACAAUGUAAAUGUAUUGUGCAUUGAGUGGAGUGCUCCUGUCGACAGUCAAUGCCACUGUAGUAACUCUUUGUGAUUUGGAAUAUUUAUUUCUCAAUUACGUUACGGCAUUCACUAUAGUAUUAUUUAAAAAAAAAAUUGUUAUUCUGUAUUUGGCAGAGCUAUGUACUUAUCGGUUAGUUUAUUGUUUUAGACGUUUAUGCAAAUAAAAGUAGUUUAUUUUCUAUAUCAUGUGCUAUUAUUACUUAAUGCCACAUGAACAAUAUAUAAAACUAGGGCCCAAGACUAGGGCAUAAUAAUGUGUUGUCAUAACAUACAAAGUAAAUUAUCUAAUAACCUUCAAUAUAAAAAUUUACCAAAGGUAUACAAAAGUUCAAUUAAAAAAUCAGUGUUCAUAUGACCCUAUGAUUCCUGUUUAAACACUAAUUUAUUAUGACUAAUAAAUUAAAUAUUAAUUUUGAAA
Maniola jurtina (meadow brown) is the source of this 1536-nucleotide messenger RNA. It is a transcript of the gene Cchl, whose product is annotated as holocytochrome c-type synthase. Gene Ontology annotation, cellular component: mitochondrion. Gene Ontology annotation, biological process: cytochrome c-heme linkage. The transcript is spliced from 4 exons. The record is from RefSeq and is a predicted model, not a curated record. NCBI's taxonomy places the organism in Eukaryota, Metazoa, Arthropoda, Insecta, Lepidoptera, Nymphalidae. Gene Ontology annotation, molecular function: holocytochrome-c synthase activity. The coding region runs from base 95 to 865 and encodes 256 amino acids.